Molecule: messenger RNA, 1225 nt
Organism: Gastrolobium bilobum
Lineage: Eukaryota; Viridiplantae; Streptophyta; Magnoliopsida; Fabales; Fabaceae
Product: SUPPRESSOR OF GAMMA RESPONSE 1-like
Exons: 6
Coding region: 25-1206 (393 amino acids)
Biological process (GO): regulation of DNA-templated transcription
Cellular component (GO): nucleus
Molecular function (GO): transcription cis-regulatory region binding; DNA-binding transcription factor activity
Source: RefSeq, a predicted model, not a curated record
UUUUGGCACUUCUUCUUCGAUACAAUGGCUAGGAGCUGGCUUAUUGACAUAGGAGGAUUUGCAAAGAAAGUGAAAAACACUACUCUAUCUUCAGCUGAUCAAAUUAAGGAUUGUGGGGCAUAUCGUGAAUGCCCGAAUUGUCAUUACCAUAUCGAUAACAGUGAUGUUUCUACUGAGUGGCCUGGCUUUCCUGUUGGUGUAAAGUUUGAUCCUUCUGAUGUAGAACUCUUAGAACAUUUAGCAGCAAAAUGUGGCGUUGGGAACACAGAGCCGCACAUGUUUAUCCAUGAGUUCAUCCCAACACUGGAAGGAGACCAAGGUAUUUGCUACACACAUCCAGAAAAUCUUCCAGGUGCUAAGAAAGAUGGGAGCAAUGUCCAUUUCUUUCACAGAACUAUUAAUGCAUUUACAACUGGUCAACGAAAGCGCAGAAAGAUUCAUCAUGAUGGUUUGAGCGAAGAGCAUGUGCGUUGGCAUAAGACUGGUAAGACCAAAGCUAUAGUAGAAGAUGGUGUACAUAAGGGCUUUAAGAAGAUCAUGGUUCUUUAUAUAAAAUCUGAGAAAGGGUCCAAGCCCUAUAAAUCCAACUGGGUAAUGCAUCAGUACCAUCUAGGGACUGAAGAAGAUGAGAAGGAUGGUGAAUAUGUGGUUUCAAAAAUAUUCUAUCAGCAGCAAAAGCAGAGUGAGAAGAAUGAGGAGAAUCCAGUGGCUGAAGAUUCAGACAAUAUAACAUCACGAACAAGUCCAAGGACUCCAAAACCAAAUCCCCCCAAUCCACCUCGUAUAGGAAAAUGUGUUGACUGUGAUGACAUUAUUGGUGAAAUUGCACUCCAGGAUGCCAAGUCUAUCCCUGGAGGAUCACAGGCUCAGCAAUUUGAUAUUCAGGAUCAGGAGAAUACAAGCAAUCCUGCAUGGUUGGCUGGUGAAUCCCAGGCUUUGGAAAACUCUGGAUUUGGCGGCUUGGAUGACAUAUUAUUAUGCCCGGAAAUCUUGGAUUCUUUUGCUCUAUUGAAUGAUUCUGGAUUGGACUCUGCCAUUCUCAAUGGUUUUGCUUGCAAUGGAAAUGAAAUGGCUGGAAAUGAUAAUGCAUCAUGUGGAAUUUCUUUUCUGGAUACACUGCAAUUGGGUACUCCUCCAGAUUUUGAUCCUUCUAAUUUGGAAUUUUGUUCUCAAGACAGUAUAUUUGAGUGGAUUGACAGGUUAUGAGGUGCUGUUUUAAAGCAAA